GAUUUAUUUGUGCCGGUAUAUAUGUCUUGAAUUAAUCCUGUGAAAAUUAAUAUCUAUUGGUUUUAAUUUAAAGCGAAAUCAUGUCAUUCAUCAUUCCGCCGCCAAGUAUACUUGUAAUUAUCUUGUAAUAUAUACUAAAAGUAGAUAAAUUAAUGUAUAUAAAAAUAAUUAUACAGAAAACAAUAACGUAAAGGAUUAACUCUUAUAGAUUUAGCUUCUAAAUAGAACUAAAAUAUUAUGUGCUCAGCAAAUUGUGUAUGAACGAUAGUAGAUAAGAUAACAAUACCUGUCGGCAGUUUGGACGAUAAAAAACGGUUCACAUGUAGUAAACCGAUAGGCGUGGGUGCGUACUGUAUUAUUAUUAAUUUUUAUGAAAAAACAUAUUAAGAGUUCUAAUUAUUAUUAACAACCACUAAAAAAUGGGUUUACUGUAUGUUCGCACACUACCAGGUGCUUUAAAAUGCGUACAAUUGUUAUUCAAUUUGAUUGCUUUCAUUUGUAUAGCAGCAACGGGAGUUUCAGCGAGAGGUGACGCCUUUUUGGUCGCUUCAGUUGGUGCUUUCGUAAUAACUUUACUACUUUUAUUAAUAAGAAUCAUGGAUUUAGACACAAAAAUUAAUUUACCUUGGAUGAAAAUCGAAUUUGGUUAUUGCGUGAUUUGGUCGAUAUUCUAUCUCAUAACAGCGGCUUUAGUCAUAGAUACGAAUGUGGAUGGUUAUAUUGCUGGAGGAGUUUUUGGGUUAUUAGCAAUGAUUUUAUACAUCAUCGAUGCUAUAGAUAAGUUUAGAGCUGGAUUGUAGUAUUAAUCAAAUGUAUUUAUUGAUUUUAUAUUAUAUUGUUGUACGUUCCAUUUGUAGAGUUGUUUGAUAUUACAAUUUUAAAAAAAAUUUA
This is a messenger RNA of Onthophagus taurus, 891 nucleotides long. Its product is annotated as proteolipid protein 2-like. The record is from RefSeq and is a predicted model, not a curated record. NCBI's taxonomy places the organism in Eukaryota, Metazoa, Arthropoda, Insecta, Coleoptera, Scarabaeidae. Gene Ontology annotation, cellular component: membrane.